AUGGCUCCCUCAGCCCUCGUCGGCCGUCCCCUGAACUGGGCCAUCACGGCCGCAGCCGGCGCAGGUUUCCUGCUUUUCGGUUAUGACCAGGGCGUCAUGAGCGGUCUCCUUACCGGCACGGCUUUUACCAGGACGUUCCCGGAGAUCGAUACCCUCAAUGGCGGGAGUGCUUCUCUCCAAGGCACAGUAGUCGCCAUAUACGAAAUAGGGUGUUUCUUUGGAGCGAUUGCCGCCUUGUUCAUCGGUGAACCCCUUGGGAGGCGCAAGGUGAUAAUGCUAGGAUGCAUUAUCCUAGCGAUCGGCGGUGCGCUUCAGGCCUCGGCGAGCACCAUUCCUCACAUGAUCGUUGGUCGAAUAGUGGCUGGGCUGGGGAACGGCCUGAAUACCAGCACGAUCCCCGUCUGGCAUUCGGAGCUGAUGAAGGCCACCAAGCGCGGAAAGGGGCUAUGCGUCGAGCUGGCCAUCAACAUCUUUGGCGUCAUGCUGUCGUACUGGGUCGACUACGGCAUGUCCUUUGAGAAGAGCGACGCCCAGUUCCGCUUCCCGCUGGCGCUGCAGUGCGCCUUCGCCAUCGUCACGUUCCUGGGCGUGCUGUUCCUCCCCGAGUCCCCGCGGUGGCUCGUCGCCAACGACCGCCACGAGGAGGCCCAGGACGUCCUCUGGUCCGUCGAGGACGACGCCAGGAGCAUUCCGCGUGACGACGAGCGCGUGACCAAGCACCUGGUCGAGAUCCAGACGGCCAUCCGCGAGGAGCGCGAGGCCGCCGGCAACACGGGCUACGGGGCCCUGCUGCGCAACGGCCAGCAAAAGUUCCUGUACAGGACCCUGCUGGGGAUAGGGGGCCAGUUCUUCCAGCAGCUUUCCGGCAUCAACCUCAUAACGUACUACGCCCCCGUCAUCUUCCAGCAGAGCGUGGGGCUGACCCGGGACCUCUCGCUGCUCCUCGCCGGCUUCAACGGCGUCGCCUACUUCUUCUCGUCGCUCGUGCCCAUCUGGCUCAUCGACCGCCUCGGCCGCCGCAAGCUCAUGCUCUUUGCCGCCGCCGGCCAGGGCUGCUGCAUGGCCAUCCUCGCCGGCACCGUCGCCGACGGGAGCAAGAGCGCCGGCAUAGUCGCCAUCGUCAUGCUCUUCCUCUUCAACUUCUUCUUCUCCGUCGGCCUGCUGGCCAUCCCGUGGCUUCUGCCCGCCGAGUACGCCCCGCUGGCCAUUCGAUCUCGGGCCGCGGCGCUGGCCACUGCGUCAAACUGGAUCUUCACCUUCCUCGUCGUCGAAAUCACCCCCGUCAGCAUCACCAACAUCCAGUGGCGCACCUACAUCUACUUUAGCGUCUUCAACUUUUGCUUCCUGCCCCUCAUCUACCUCUUCUACCCCGAGACCCGCAACCUGACCCUCGAGCAGAUCGACAAGCUCUUCACGGGCGAGCGCGUAAAGAUGCACUGGGAGCCCAGCAUGGGAUCCGUCGAGGGUCUGAGCAGCGCCAGCUCCGAGGGUGAGAAGGAGGCCGCUGUCCAGACCGAGGUGGCCGAGAGGCGGCAUUGA
Molecule: messenger RNA, 1539 nt
Organism: Pyricularia pennisetigena
Lineage: Eukaryota; Fungi; Ascomycota; Sordariomycetes; Magnaporthales; Pyriculariaceae
Exons: 6
Coding region: 1-1539 (512 amino acids)
Biological process (GO): carbohydrate transport; transmembrane transport
Cellular component (GO): membrane
Molecular function (GO): carbohydrate:proton symporter activity
Source: RefSeq, a predicted model, not a curated record